This is a messenger RNA of Choloepus didactylus (southern two-toed sloth), 4235 nucleotides long. RefSeq names its product protein phosphatase 1 regulatory inhibitor subunit 14A (gene PPP1R14A). The transcript has 4 exons. Bases 159 to 536 code for a protein of 125 amino acids. Gene Ontology annotation, cellular component: cytoplasm. The record is from RefSeq and is a predicted model, not a curated record. Gene Ontology annotation, molecular function: protein serine/threonine phosphatase inhibitor activity. NCBI's taxonomy places the organism in Eukaryota, Metazoa, Chordata, Mammalia, Pilosa, Megalonychidae. Gene Ontology annotation, biological process: regulation of phosphorylation.
GCGCUGCAGGAGGGGAAACUGAGGCCCGUCGUGGCUGAGGCGGGGCCGGCUCCCGGCGAGCCCCCGCCCCCGGCUGGCCCCGCCCCGCCCCGUAAAGAGUUUCCCCGGCGCGGGGCGAAGGCUCACAGCGCCGCGCCGGGGCCGGGGCCGGAGCCGGGAUGGCGGCUCGGCGGCUGGGGAAGCGGGUGCUGAGCAAGCUGCAGGCUCCGUCGCGGGCCCGCGGGCCGGAGGGCAGCCCCGGGGGGCUACAGAAACGGCACUCGCGAGUCACCGUCAAGUACGACCGGCGGGAGCUGCAGCGGCGGCUGGACGUGGAGAAGUGGAUCGACGGGCGCUUGGAGGAGCUGUACCGCGGCCGGGAGGCAGACAUGCCUGAUGAGGUCAACAUAGAUGAAUUGUUGGAAUUAGAGAAUGAAGAGGACAGAAGAAGGAAAAUUCAGGGACUCCUGAAGUCCUGUAUGAACCCCACAGAGGACUUCGUCCAGGAGCUGCUGGCCAAGCUGCGAGGCCUCCACAAGCAGCCCGGCCACCGCUAGCCCAGCCCCUCAGACCCCUCGGACAGCCGCAGCCUCAGCCCCCUGCAGGACCGGGCCGGACCGUGCCCCCCGACCCCGCCCGCCCCUGUGGCCCCCUGCGCUCUCCUCCCAGCACCACCCAGGCUUGUUUAUAAGUUGUAUUUAAUGGUUCUGUAACAAUAACACCACGUGGCUGUUUUUCCUCUCCCUGGUUCCCUUCGGCUGCCUGGAGCUCCUCCCAGCCCACCCCUGCUGGGUUGACUCGAGUCCCCGCACCCGCAGCUGGCCCUGCCAGAUGGAGAAUCACUCCUUCUCUGCUGGAGAGCAUGAGAACAGGCCCUGCUGACCCGGCGCCUCUGGGACCCACAUCCUGUCCUCACCACCCACCCACCCCCUGCCUCCCCCAGCCCUGGCCCAGUCCCAGCCAGCAGGGCCCCUGAGAGGGGAUGGCGCUCAGGGCUCCUGUGGGAAUGGCGGCCGCGGUCCCUGGGCUGUCGGACACGUGCACGACUGAAUGUGGCUGAUACUACCGCAACCCAGGUGGUCACACAGCAAACAGGUUAUUCAUCUGCUCUGUGAAAAUUUAUUGGGUAUCUCUUGUGCGCUUGGUCUGGAGGCCACAAAGAUGAGCAGAAGGUGAUCCCUGGCAUCAAGAUGCUUACACAUUGGUAGGCGAGAUGAGCGUGUGUGUGGAGGAUUACAGCAAAGUGUGCCUAGUGGUCCAAGACGCUUGGGAGCUGAAGGGUUGGGAAAAACCAGUCACUCUUGGGAAGUAUGUGAAGAAAGCCUGGAGGGCUUCCUGAAGGAGGUGACAUAGAGGCAGGGCUUUGAAGGAUUCAUAAGAGUUUGUAUGAAAUGGAUACCAGUAUUUGAGGACUCUGAACUUACAGGAGGAAGGGUUGAUAUUGGGGCUGGGCCAAAGAAGAUACCAAAUAUUGCCAGGGGCAUCGACCAAUUGGGGUGAACCAUGGUCCCCCAGAGAUGGAUCAAGGAAGCCCCUUACUGGGCCAGGGUUAAUCCUUUAGCACUGGGACAUGGAGAGGUCUGGAGGGCCCCAGGGGAGAGGCUGGGGCAUUAGAAGUGAAUAGCGGCUAUUUACUAAGAGCUGCAUAAGUAUGUCAUCAUUUAACAACUGGACUGUCUGUCCCAGUGGUUCCAACUGUGCACAAUCAGGAGAGAGGGGUGGGGCUGUGGUUGCAUUUAGGCCUGGGGCAGGGCCAGAGCUGGGGUGUCUCUCCCCAGGAUAAAGCAUCUAUCUCUCCUCUAUUGACUCAAGUUGGGGUCUCUGACCCAUGUCCCCACCCAUGUCACCCAGUGGCUCUGCCAGGGUUGGGCACCCAUCCCAAAGCAUCUGAGCACCAUCCUGGCAGCAAGAGAAGAUGCCCCUAAAGAAGGGUAUCCUGGAGCACCCUGGCAUGUCCAGCCUCUCAGCUGAUCUCACCGUCCCUGUGCAGACAGGCCUUAAAGGCUUCAAGCCCCUCUUUCCUUUCACACAUCGCUCCUUCAUGAUCUCAGAGGCUCAGGGAUUUCCCCGACAUCCAUUUAGGCCUGGGGAACUCUACUUCCCUCCCACAGAGCCUCUCCUUGGUUCCUCUUCUUCAUGGGGCUGUAAGGGGCACUGCUCAAAGCCCAGGUUCUUGAAUCCUGGGUGUGCUAUGUGUUGGGCGUCUCUGUGCUUCAUUUUCCUCAUCUAGAAAAUGGGGUCUUCACAGAAUGAGGAAACUGAGACCCAGAUUAAUGAUGUCACUUGCCAAGAGUCACACAGUUGGGAAGUGGUGGCCCAGGUCUUCAAUCCCAAGCCCCUUUUGCUCACCUCCUAUACCAUAGUGCCUCUAUAAAUCAGAGCAAAGAUCAUUGUUCAUUUUCAGUGGUGGGGAGAGGUUGGUGAUUCAUACUAAGGUGUGAGUGACUGCUUGCAGCUCUCUGAGACAUACUUUCUAGAGGGCAAUGCAAUUUUACUGGGGACAAGGGUACAGUGAAAUGAUUGGGAGGGAGCAUACCCCAGUAGCAUGCACUCUGAAGUUAAACUGCCUGGAGUAACAUGCUAUCUGUCCUACUCCUCAGCUGUGUGAUCUUGAGCAAGUCGCUUAGCCUCUCUGUGCCUCAGUUUUCACAUCUGUUAAAUGAAGAUAAUUAUAAUAAACCUACUUCCUAGGGUGGUGGUGAGGUUUAAAUGACUUAAUGUACGUACAGAACGUAGACUAGUGCCAGGAACACAGUAAACAUCAUUAUCGAUGUCAUCAUUUGCGCCCACAGCCACCAUCUCUGGCCACCAAGAUGCCCUUUGACUCACAGGGCCUCUAAUAUAGAAGAGUCCAAAGGGUGCCAGCGUACCUGAUCCUUGCCUCCCAGGGUCUGUUUCCACCUGGCAGCCAGACAACACUUACAUUCUCACUCUCGCCCCAGUCUCCAUCCACCUGGUUCCGUCUUCCUCUUUCCUCCAUUAUUAUUAAUUUCUGGGUAUCGUUCAAGUACUUCUUAUAUGCAAAUACAAACAAGUGCGAAUAUAUAGUCUGUUUCUCCUUUUUCUUACCAGCAAGGCAGGCAGGAGGAACACUGCCCUCCACCUUGCGCAUCCAUUUAACGACUAACCUUGGAAAUCUUUCAUGUCGAAACCCAAAGUCCUCCCCGCGGGCCACCCCACCCCACCCCUGUCACCUCCCUGACUCAUCCCUCGCCUCUCCCCCUCGCUCACACGGGUCCCUUUCCAUCCUCAUACCCAUCAGGCUUCUCCCCUCCAGGACCCACAAACGCCUCCUUCUCUGAUUCCUCUACCUGGGGCGCUCGUCUCCCGGAUUCCCUCAUCCUCACCGUGCCUUGGACUUAAUCUCAGACCCCUCGAGCACCUUUAUUUAAGGAGCACCCUCAGUCGCUCUCCAUCUUCUCGCCCUGAUUUAUUUUCUCCAUAGACUUUAUUACACCCCGGAAUGAUCUAUUCGUUUAUUUUAUUGCCUGCCUACACUCCCCACCUCCAAAAUAUUCGCUCCUGGCCAGCCUGGGGCAGCGCUGUGCAGUUUUCCUCAAGUCUAGAACGCGCGGGCGCCCGCAGGCGCUUGCCCGAUACCAGUGCCCCCUGGUGGCACGUGCCCACUCCGUGCACCAGAACCCUCCCGGGGUAGACGUGUAAGGCCGCAGCGCCCCCGUGUGGCGCUGUGAAUCGGCCUUAAGCUACACCCCAGCCGUCAGUUUCUGGCGAGCUCCUGCUGCAGCGGUGUGUCCGGCUGGCAUUUCUCAAAAGAGGUAGCUACUGCAAAGCGUUCGCCCAUUUUUACCUCCGAUCAACGCCAGGGGCUUUGCAAGUGAUGAUGAUAAAUAUUAGAAUUGAGCUUGCAAUAAUGGUAUAAUUAGUAUCCAUGAUAGGUUAAGAUGUUCUAGAAAUACUUCACCCUCAUGAUAAAAAAGGGCAGGAAAGCUCUUAGUGAAGGUAUUAUGACGGUUGAUAUAAGAUCAGUCUCCAAAAAUCAAUGCCGUUUUGCUAAUACAGUAAUAACAAUUAAAACAUAAUUUUAAAAAAUUAUGCUGUUCUCAAUGGCAAUAAAAAACUAUAAAGUAGCUGACAAUGAACUAAUCAAGGAUGCAUAAGGUCCUGAUGGAGAAAACUUAAAAUGCCAAUAAAGGAUAUAGAAGAUAAUCUGAAAAAAAAAAGUAGACCUUCUAUGCUCUUGGAUAGGAUAUAUUAAUAUUAUCCACAUGCCAGUUCUCUCUGAAUUCAAAGCAAUU